AUGAAGGUCCUCGAUCAAAUCAAUGUGCUAGCUUGCCUUGCGGCAGCAGCCCUACCAGCAGUCAAUGCCGUUGCAUUGGCUUCAACCACUACUCUGGCAUGCCCUCCAGUAGCCGCUACAUCUCCUGCAGCCACUCUCGUUUGCGCAAAGACAGGUGAUGUCAAUGGUGCAAAGAGAAAAUCGAUCCGCACGUUCAAGAGCAAGUCGACUCCAUUGGGAGACGAUUGUCUGACGGAAUGUCUUAAGGAUACUACAUGUUUGAGUUAUUCAUACGACUCGAACGCAUCCAAGACAGAAUGUCGUCUUAUGCUCAAGACAGUGGCCGAGCAGGUGUUCACACCGGGAAGCACCGGAAUCACUUGGUGGGAUCGCGGAUGUUGGGCUGUUCCAACAUCGUGCAGUAACCCAGUUGUUCCUACGACGAGUGCCAAACCCAUCGUGUGUAACCGCGAUAAUGUUCUUCGAGCAUUAUACGGCAAGGGCGACGAAGCUAGCUCGUUCUGCAGUUCUUACACCAAGACUGUUGCAACAGCUGGACAAGUUUAUCCUGCAUACCUUACAGCAUAUUCGACCACAUCUGAGCGUAUCUCUAGCGCCUGCACCUGCUUGAGCGUUUCUCCUCUUACUACUUCUACUACUUCUACCACAUCAUCCGCUCCCGAAGUUCCUCAGGUUCCUGAGGACCCCGGCUGGACAUCAACCUACACAUGGACUGAAGCCGUUCUCCCAACUUUCACAUCUUUCCCAUCUUAUGAAGACAAUCCAGUUACACAACCUCUGUUCCCAACGACUACACAAGUCGACUCUUUGCCUCCGGCAUACACGCCAGUCAAUGAUUGUAUCUUCGACCCUCUUGCGGCUCCAGAUACCAAAUAUGUAAGUUCAGCCUGGUCAGUCGAUUUAAUUGGAGCAAGGAUUAACGAAGUUCAGGAACUUUUCAUGUAUGGACCAGAUGAGGCCAGCAAUGACUUUAUCGUGGCCGAUGAUAUGAUCAUCAAGCUGCUCGGUGACCCAAAUUUUGCAACAGAAGAAGAAGCCAAUGCAUGGGAGGCGCCUCUAUUCCGCCUCUCUCGACCAGCAACUUCGAGCUUGUAUGAUAUUAUCAUCGAAACUCCCCAAGGCAACCGAUAUCUCGGUUAUGACCCAACCAAUGGGAACAUCCUGGUUGCAGCCUCAAGUUCAGGACCGGCAACCGAAGUUCCAUCGAUAGGCGAUGUGGCACCGAUUAGGACAACCGCAUUCAUCAUCGGAUGCGAUGGCAAAAUAGAAUUAGUCAUGGAUAGUAAUCGAGUCCGUUGGGGUUACCGGACUGAAAACCUAAAUCUAUAUGGUUACGGUGCCGCUGGAGGAGAUUUGAUUAUCAAAGCCACACCCAAGCCUCCAGCCACCGAGAUACAACGUCGUGGUAGGGGCAACUGGGGAGGAAACCCUCGCUGCCCUAAUUUAGCAAACUCUUGGGCUUCUGUACGAGGUGGUGCUCCAGGCACCUAUAACAUCAACUACUGCGGUGAAGGUUAUACCCAAGGCAUUGAGGAUGGUGGAUUCUACUAUGUUAGAAUCACCUGUCAAGAUCUUCACAGAUGUUACAGUGAUUGCAGCAGGACCUGGGAAGAGUGCAAUACCGAGUUUUAUGACCGUGGACAUGGUUUGUCCGGCGAUUUCCGAUGCAGAAGCUUGAACUGGAAGAACGGUUCUCAAGGAAGAUGCUUCAAGGUCGUCACCGAUAUGACUGAGCGUUUGAAGGGCGGUACAGGGCGAAACAACUUCAACAGAGCCAAUUCAGAUAGAUGCACUUGCAACUGUGACAAUGGCGGCAGUAUCUGCAAUGGCCAGUGCGCCGACUCCAACUUUCUCUCCAGCAAAGACAACUGCGGAGCAUGUGGCAGACGCUGUGAAGGCGAUUUGGUCUGCAAUAGCUCCCGACAGUGUGAUUGCAACUGGGGCGCUCUCGGCAGGAACAGCCCAGAUAACUGCGGUGUUUGCGGCCGACGAUGUGCGACUGAGAAGGGUAUUAUCUGCUCCAAUGAGCAAUGUAUCUGCCCCUUCGAUACUCAGACCGACCGAAAUAACUGCGGUGCCUGCGGAAACAUCUGUCCGACCGGAACACAUUGCAAUGGUGGUCAAUGUGUUUGUAACGAAGAUCAAUGCGGAAACGUUUGCCUGAGCCUCAAAUAUAACCCCAACAACUGCGGAAGCUGCGGAACCGUUUGCGCAAGCGGAUUUUGCUUCAGUGGAACCUGUUACGACCCUCCUGUCGAUGCUCCUGUCUGCCAGCCCAAGGAGAUCAUUGUCAAUGGGGGCUUUGAUAACGGCAUGGCUCCAUGGACUGGACCCGACAGCACGGGGCGUACUUCUGGCCAAAUCUUGACAGACCCAAGAUCCCCUCCAGACUCUCCAAAUAGCUUGCAGAUCGUCCUCCCAGCCAGCGAACUCCGAUACACACAAUUCGCGGACAUUGGACAGGCGAUCGACAUCUGCGUUAACCAAAGAUACCGUAUCAGAUAUUUCGUACGAGUGGAAAGAGCAAAUUCUUUUGGAGGAGGCUGUGAUGUCGCCGUUCUCGUGCCGGGUCAACAAUUCGUAGUACAAGCAAUUGACAUCUAUAAACAAGAGUACACCGAAGUCGUGGUCGAUUUCACCUCCGACCAGGGCGUUGUCACCUCACCCAUGUUCUGGCAAAGCAUCCUUACAUCGGAUGGCGCUAAUGCCAGAAGUACCGUGACUUUCAGAGUCAUGUGUAAGGGUGGAAGCACAGGCGGUGGUCUUAUCCGCUUCGAUAGUAUUAGCAUCGCUCCGAUCUAA
This is a messenger RNA of Orbilia oligospora ATCC 24927, 2802 nucleotides long. RefSeq lists its product as uncharacterized. The transcript is spliced from 8 exons. Bases 1 to 2802 code for a protein of 933 amino acids. The record is from RefSeq and is a predicted model, not a curated record. Lineage: Eukaryota; Fungi; Ascomycota; Orbiliomycetes; Orbiliales; Orbiliaceae.